Molecule: messenger RNA, 696 nt
Organism: Colletotrichum gloeosporioides
Lineage: Eukaryota; Fungi; Ascomycota; Sordariomycetes; Glomerellales; Glomerellaceae
Product: Heat-labile enterotoxin IIB A chain
Exons: 2
Coding region: 1-696 (231 amino acids)
Molecular function (GO): toxin activity
Source: RefSeq, a predicted model, not a curated record
AUGGUUUUCCAGAAGAACAUUCUUAUUCUCUUUGUCCUCAACCUAACCCCGACUGAGAUGCGCGCCGCUGGCAACUUUGCUCCCAGGGGUGCCAGCCGUUUCCUUGAGGUUACCCCGAACGUCAGCAUGUACAACCAUGCUGUCGGCGCUGAAAGCGGAGCCAGCCGGGACAAUGACGGCUAUGUCUCGACCACCGCCAGCGAGGACACCGCUGUCAGAUUCCUAACUCAGAUGUUCGGCGGCAACGGCUACGUCUAUGAGAUCGCAGCGGCUGGUAACUUCAUCCAGGUCUCCGGCACUCUCGGUCAGUUCAGCCCGUACCCCAACGAGCAAGAGUACGCCGCGCUUGGCGGCUUCAGCUGGGACCAGGUCAUCCGCUGGAGACACUACACCAACGGCGUCGCCGAUGCUGCCGGCAUGGAGGACAACAACGUGUAUGAGGGCAGGAUCUAUAACAGCUUGAGGCCUAACAACGGCCAGCCCAGCCUUGCUGGAUUCCCUGCUGGCCACCGUGCCUGGACUCUGUCCCCUUGGAAUGCGUUUGCUCAGGGCGGCGAGGGCUGCGGUGGUAACGGCGAGCUGUCUGUCGGCGCUCGCCGUCUCAAGGCUCGCCAGUGCGCUCCUGUUGACAACGCCUUCACCGCUGCUAGCAGGUUCCUCGACGACGCCUGCUACACCAAGGCCCUCUGCGGUUAA